This is a messenger RNA of Seminavis robusta, 1382 nucleotides long. The record is from the annotation of a GenBank genome assembly. Lineage: Eukaryota; Bacillariophyta; Bacillariophyceae; Naviculales; Naviculaceae.
AUGGACGUUAUUGCUCUGUUCUUUUUGGCGCCCGUGUUGACCACCAAGGCUACCAUCUGGGGCGCUGUUGUUUCGGCUUGUGGUGGUGCCAAAACAAACGACAAACCAACCGCUACAGCUGUGACAUGGGAAGAAAUUGACGCCUACAACAACACUAUCAAAAGCCAUAAAGGUGGCAAGGAAGAAACUGAAGAACCAGACUCGGAAAAAGCAGAAAGCAAAUUUGUAACAUAAGAUAUAUACAUGGCAGAUAUCUCAUCUACCAGGGUGGGCUCUGCAACAUGGUGCCAAAAAAGGUGAAUGCAUAUAUCUGGGUGACUCCAACGUGAAAGAAAAGGAAGCAACAUUUGACAUUUCCUCAAGAUGCAUGUGAGGAAUUGCUGGAUUGGGUAAUUUACCAAUAUGACGGUCCCAACAACCACAACUCUUUUGGACCUUUUUCAUUCUCAAUUGUGAACUUCUUCCCUCGGAUGGUGCCCAAUAUUGGAAAAGAUGCUGCGACUGUACAUGUACUACUCUAGCUAGCAAGUACUGGUAGUUGGUACCGGCACCCCAUGUGAGUGUUACAUCGGUACAUCAAUACCCGUUAGGAGGUCGUUCAGAGGUGGUUACCAGUAGAAUCCGAUAACAUCAUUACUCUAUAAAAGCUACCCAAACAAUUCAGCCGGUCUAAUUGAGUAAGAUAGGAACCAAUCUGUUCCCAGCUCCCUGGCUUGCCGUUGCGUUGCCCGACAGACACACGAAUCUUCAACGUUUUGGCUUUCGAAUCUUUCACCGCAAUCAGCUUUGGUACGUUUUUCAAACCGUUGCGCACCUCUACCGUACGGUAGUGUAUGUCGCUGAUGAGAUGCUGCUGGUGUGGGCUGCCGAAUCUGACCCAAUCGAAUGAUGAAUGAUUGACUAAUUAUUCGCUUGAAUGAAUCUUCGGCCCCAACGCAUUGAAUGACGAAUCAUCCAAUUGUUCUCAGCAGAUUGCGUUUCCCAAUCAUUAUCCCGAGAUAGACAGUCCUCCAAUUCUCCUGUCAUCGCUCAUAGAAAGUUACUGCAGGAUGGAGUUGUUGACUAUUGCAUCGAUAGUCCUGGUCUGCAAGGCCACAGUGAUGGCUGCUGCCAUGCUCGUGAUUGGCAAGAUGAAGGAUGUCCCGACGGUGCGCUUGGAAAACGAGAAACUACGAUAAGCAAGCAGAGGACAGAGCCGGGAGCAUGGGAUCGAGCAUAAAGUGGCACGCACGAGUGUUUGCAUGAAGCUCGUGACCUCGUGCCAUCACCGCCAAGCGUGCAGAAAGGGGAAAUGCAUUGAAGCGGCCAUCACUAAACGUUAAAAAAUAUCCACACUCUAAUCUGCAAGCCAUAAUACAACUAGCUAUGUUCAACUUGAUGCA